This is a messenger RNA of Erinaceus europaeus (western European hedgehog), 1679 nucleotides long. It is a transcript of the gene TMEM161A, whose product is annotated as transmembrane protein 161A. The coding region runs from base 48 to 1604 and encodes 518 amino acids. The record is from RefSeq and is a predicted model, not a curated record. The transcript has 13 exons. Lineage: Eukaryota; Metazoa; Chordata; Mammalia; Eulipotyphla; Erinaceidae.
UCGCACGCAGCUCCCGGCACCCCAGCCCGAGGGUCGGCGCCCCCGCCAUGCGCCCCCGGGCCCCUCCCCGGACACCUGGGAGCAAAGCGCUGGUCCGGUUGGCGCUGCCCUCUGUGCCCCCCGCAGCCCGGUGUGUCUCCUCACAGGGGGUGCUGGGCGUGCAGCUGGUCGGGACUCUGCUGGCCGCCACCCUCCUGCACCGACUGGCUCCACACUGCUCCUUCGCCCGCUGGCUGCUCUGCAAUGGCAGUCUGUACAGGUACAAGCACCCCUCGGAGGAAGAGCUCCGGGCCCUGGCCGCCCCGCAGAGACCCCGAGGCCGGAGGGAGCGGUGGGCCAACGGCUGCGGUGAGGACCGGCCUCUGUGGGUGCCCAGGGACGCGCCCUUCCAGCUGCAGACCUGCCCGCUCACGGCGGUGGACGCCCUGGUGCUGCGCUUCUUCGCGGAGUACCAGUGGUUCCUGGACUUCGCCGUGUACGCGGCCGCCUUGUUCGUGCUCACCGAGGGCUACUACCACCUGCUGGCCCCCUGCGAGCCCAACAUCGCCGUGUUCUGGGGGCUGCUGGCCGUCGCCUUCUCUGCCAAGGUGCUGAUGACCAUCACGCGGUUGUACUUCGGGGCCGGCGCCAGCGGCGAGCGCUCCGUGUGCCUGGCCUUCGCCUUGCUCUCGCUGCUGCUGGCGAUGCUGGUGCAGGCCCUGCCCGAGGCCACCCUGGAGCUGGGCCUGGAGCCGGGACUGGCCAGCCUGACCGAGACGCUGGAGCCCCUCCUCAGGCCACAGGGCUGGGACUGGGCGGUGCCAGUGGUGCGGCUGGCAGUGCGGGCAGGGCUGGCGGCCGUGGGCUCCUUGCUGGGCGCCGGGCUGGUCUUCCCUGGCCUGCGACUGGCACAGACACACCGGGACUCGCUGGCCAUGGCUGAGGGCCGGCCGCUGCUGCAGCUGCUCCUGCACGCCGGCUUCCUAUCGCCGCUGCUCGUCCUGUGGUUCUGGGUCAAGCCUAUCGCGCGGGACCUGCUGCUCCAGCCUCGCCCUGCGGGGGCCCUGCUGUCGGACGCGGCCUUCGACUCCCUGCGGCUGUGGGCGCUGGUGGCGCUGGUGGCGCUGCGCCUGGCGGGGACGCGGCCGCACCUGCAGGCCUACCUGUGCCUGGCCAGGGCGCGCGUGGAGCAGCUGCGGCGGGAGGCCGGCCGCAUCGAGGCGCGCGAGGUCCAGCGGCGGGUGGUGCGCGUGUACUGCUACGUGACGGUGGUGAGCCUGCAGUACCUGACGCCGCUGGUGCUCACGCUGCACUGCGCGCUGCUGCUCAAGGUGCUGGGCGGCUACUCAUGGGGCCUGGGCCCCGCAGCGCCCCUGCCGCCCCCGCCCGCCCACCCCCAGGGCCCGGCGGAGGACGAGGCCCAGCAGACGGCGGCGCGCAUUGCGGGGGCACUGGGGGGGCUGCUGUCGCCACUACUGCUGCGCGGCCUGCUGUCCUUCCUGCUGUGGUGGACGGCCGCCUGCCAGGGGAUAGCUGCUUCAGUGUGGGGGCACCGGCCGCCUCAGUUUCCUCCAGUAGCACAGCAGCCUGCUCCCCAGAACUGUGCCCUUCACCGCAGUGCCUGAGCCAUGGACCUGGAAGCCGCCCCGGCUGGGAGGGGACAGGUCCUGCAUCUGAAUAAAGACAGUUUUUUACACAAA